AUGUCGAAAAUCGCUGGUCAACAGUCGUUUAGGGCUCUUUGCAGUCGACUCCGCCGUCCUCUUCUUUCGCAUCGUCCUCACCGAACUCUUCGUCCCUUCUCUUCAUAUCCUAAUCCAGUAAACCUCUUCGCUGUGGGGAGUUGGGAAAAGGCUGCACGCUCUGGUGAAUAUGUUGACGUUCACGAUCUUAACGAGAUCACCGACCUGGAAGUGAACAACUAUGACGUUCCGAUUGCAGAUCUUAACGACCAAAAACUACGAACUGAGAUAUCAAAAGUCCUUGGCAUCGAUUACUUGGCGGAGGCUGCUGAAGACGAUGCGAGGAGGGAGGUUGGUGCCAUCGAUGGUUAUCUGUACGGCGACGCGCGUCGUCCAAUGGUCCCGUGUGUGGUCUGCAACGGGGGCAAGCCUUAUUGGGUACAUUUUUUUGUGAGAGCUGGUGCACCUGUGACGUAUCUUUCGAAGAGGGUCUGUGAGGUUCUCGAUAUCAGGAAGGAUGCAAUCACUACUGCCACCAUUGCUGGGUGUUACCAUCAAGUCCGAAUGUCGCCGCCCACGUCGCACUUUGCGGAAAUCAAUGUGUUGGGUGCCGACUUUUGCGACAAUUUCAAGUUCACACCAUGGUUCCGAGGCAAGGGGAGGGUGACAUAUAUCUUCGAAGACCGGUGUGAUAAAGUCAAAAAGUUGUUCGAGCGAUAA
This is a messenger RNA of Rhinocladiella mackenziei CBS 650.93, 699 nucleotides long. RefSeq lists its product as uncharacterized. Lineage: Eukaryota; Fungi; Ascomycota; Eurotiomycetes; Chaetothyriales; Herpotrichiellaceae. The transcript has 2 exons. The coding region runs from base 1 to 699 and encodes 232 amino acids. The record is from RefSeq and is a predicted model, not a curated record.